This is a messenger RNA of Caenorhabditis sp. 36 PRJEB53466, 897 nucleotides long. NCBI's taxonomy places the organism in Eukaryota, Metazoa, Nematoda, Chromadorea, Rhabditida, Rhabditidae. The record is from the annotation of a GenBank genome assembly.
AUGUUGUCAGGUUAGUAUCAUCGUUUUCGUGCAGUUUCCAUGGCAACAUGUCCCCCUCCUCUCUUCCGCUAAAAUCGCAUUUGCUAACAUUGUCGUUGAGUUAACGAAUUUCUUGCCGUUUUUCUCCGGAAUGUCUCGCAAAAAUGCUGCUAAUUUUCAGUAACUCGCCGCCUUUUCUCACUCUCCGCAGCAAUGGCCUCUGUGCACGGAUUCACCGUCAAAAAUGCGUCCGGAGAAGACGUCGCUCUCUCCAAAUAUCAGUAAGUUUCGUGAAAAUGAUGUGCACACUUGUGCAAACUAGAAAAUCGAUAAUUCGGGCUGAAAACUGACAACGUAGAACUGUUUCGAAUAUUGUACUACAUCUAUUUUUUUAGGGGAAAAGUCCUGAUAAUCGUGAACGUGGCAUCACAAUGCGGACUCACCAACUCGAAUUACAAUCAGUUCAAGGAGCUGCUCGACGUGUGAGUCUCGCUGCGGUUCCGUGUAUUGUCGAUUUAUUUAACGUUUGCAGCUACAAGAAGGACGGUCUCGAAGUGCUCGCCUUCCGUGCAACCAGUUUGGCGGUCAGGAGCCGUCGUGCGAGAUCGACAUCAAGGCGUUCGUGGCGGACAAAUUCAAGUUCGAGCCGGAUUUGUUCCAAAAAAUCGACGUGAACGGCGAUUCGGCCGACCCGCUCUACAAGUACCUGAAGCAGGAAAAGGCGGAUUCCUGGUGGACGCCAUCAAGUGGAACUUUACAAAGUUCCUCGUCGGACGCGACGGACACGUCAUCAAGAGGUGAGUGGAUUUUGAUUGGAAGGGUAAACAUCGUGUUUUUUUCUAUUGCAGAUUCUCACCGACCACCGAGCCGAAGGACAUGAAGAAGGACAUCGAGGCGGCUCUUCAGGCGAAACUCUAA